Messenger RNA from Arctia plantaginis, 393 nucleotides. Lineage: Eukaryota; Metazoa; Arthropoda; Insecta; Lepidoptera; Erebidae. The record is from the annotation of a GenBank genome assembly.
AUGCAACACGAGUGUACGCAGGACGGUGGCAGGAGCAGGUACGAGCGGCGGAAGCCAAGUAAGGUGCUGAAGAUAGCAGAAAGCUUCACCAAUUUGGACGAGACGGCCAAGUCAGGUCGCUACGUGAGGGGUCCGCACUCGAAGGUGGGCCGGAGGUAUCGCGAUGGCGACAGUGUUAGCCGGACUAAGCGUGCCAUGUGUUGUGAUGAUGAUUGUGAUAAGGAGUCAGGUGUUAGUGAGGAUAGUGAGAGACUUGGUGACCGCAGGGUGACAGGUUCGUCCUGUACAGCCCUCAGGACAGCUGUGGCAGCUUUGUAUCCAUUUGAUGACUUCAUUCUGGAGAAAAUCGGUACGGGAUUCUUCUCAGAAGUUUUCAAAGUAAGUACUAGUUGA